UAAUGCGAAACACAUCGUCCAUACCAUUCCCCCCCUCCUGCGCCGCUCCCUGCGAUAUCCGAACUAGCACUUCGAUCUGGCCUCCGUUGGGCGCAAGCAGCCAACAUGGUGAAAGAAGCUGCCGGUCCCGGCAUCUACAGUGCUACUUAUAGCGGUAUACCGGUAUACGAGUACCAAUUCGGCACCGAUUUGAAGGAGCAUGUCAUGCGCCGGAGGCAAGACAAUUGGAUCAACGCCACACACAUCUUGAAGGCUGCGGGAUUUGAUAAACCUGCACGAACUCGCAUCCUCGAGCGUGAGGUCCAGAAGGACGUCCACGAGAAGAUUCAAGGCGGCUACGGCAAAUACCAGGGCACCUGGAUUCCUCUAGAAGCCGGCGAGCAGCUUGCGCACAGAAACAACGUCUACGAACGCCUACGACCCAUCUUCGAAUUCACCCCCGGGACCCAGAGCCCCCCGCCUGCCCCGAGACACGCGAGCAAGCCGAAGGCCCCUAGAAAGCCUGCAGUGCCGAAAUGGAGCGCCCCGCCGGUUGUGGACCACGAGAACGCAAGUCAGCAGCUGAACGAGGACGACACCCCAGAUAACGUAACCGUUGCCUCGGUCUCGUACAUGGCAGAGGAGGACCGCCAUGAUCUGCCUCACUACUCGACCGGGCAUCGCAAGAGAAAACGCGAAGAGGCCAUACAAGACCUCACAGAGCAACAGCAUUCCGUCUACGGCGAUGAGCUGCUAGACUACUUCCUGCUCUCACGUCAAGAAGCGCCCACGUUCCGGCCCGAGCCCCCCCCCAACUUCCAGCCCGACUGGCUGAUCGACUCGGAAAGACACAGCGCCCUCCAUUGGGCUAGCGCUAUGGGUGAUGUGGACGUAAUAAAGCAAUUGAAGCGAUUCGGGGCGAGCCUGGGAGCCCAAAAUUGUAGAGGCGAGACGCCCUUUAUGCGAUCCGUUAAUUUCACCAAUUGCUACGAGAAGCAGACCUUCCCGGCCGUGAUGAAGGAAUUAUGGGACACCGUCGGCGCGCGCGACGAGUCAGGUUCGACUGUCAUCCAUCAUGCAGCCAUCAUGAAGAGCGGCCGGGUCACGAGCACCUCGUGCUGUCGCUACUAUCUCGACAAUAUUCUAAAUAAGCUUCAGGAGACGCACGACCCAAACUUCAUGCAACACCUUAUCGACGCCCGGGACCACGCGGGUAAUACCGCACUACAUUUGGCGGCGAAGACAAACGCCCGGAAAUGCAUCCGGGCUCUUCUGGGUAGAGGUGCCUCGACCAAUAUCCCCAACGCCGAGGGGAUACGCGCUGAGGAUCUAAUUAAGGAACUGAAUGCCACGAGGAACCCCAAGGAGCGGGUACCUCAACGGUCGUCGUCCCCGUUUGCCCCCGACACCCAGCGUCAUGUUUCCUUCCGUGAUGCCCUCACCGAAUCUGUCACAAAGCUGGCUGUCACGUACAACUCGGAGGCAGCUAAUACGGUUCAGAACAAGAUCACCCCGCUUGUCCUAGAAAAGUUCCAAGAUCUAGCGCACAGCUACGACGAAGAAUGGAAGGAGAAGAACGAGGCCGAGGUCGAGGCCCGCCGCAUCCUGGGAAACACUCAGAAUGAGCUCGCAUCUGUACGCCAGCAGGUGGCCCACUUUGAGGAGAAUUUGGAACCGCAGGAGCUGGCCUCGCGGACUGCUAGCGAUGCCACAGCAUUACAACACAAGCUCCUCGCGUUGCUAGCUGCCCAGAGCCGAUAUCACGUGCAGAUCGCCGUCGACAAGAUCCUGCCCGCGACGAACGGCGACGGGGGCGAUAGUGACCCGUACGAGAAUCGACUCAAGCUCGCACAAGAGCUCAAGGAGCUUAUUGCGGAGCAGGAACGCGCCGAGAAAGAGUACGUCGACGCUCUGGCUAGCUCGGGCACCAGCGAGAAGAUUGACAAGUAUCGGCGACUUCUGAGGCAAUGUCUGGACCAGGAGGCGGCAGAGAACUUGGAUGACCACCUGGAUGACCUUAUCGAGAUGAUGGAGGAGGAAAGAAGCGAGGGAGGCUCGGUCAUACCCGAACAGGCGCCCGGCCAGGCUGAGCAUAUGAUUGUCUGCUAAUGUCAAAACGCGAGAUACCGUGUCAGAGAUUACGCGUGCCGUCUCGUGCCAUGUUGAUAAGCUAGACUAGGGCGUAGGCCACG
Durotheca rogersii is the source of this 2171-nucleotide messenger RNA. Its product is annotated as ANK-repeat protein MBP1. Gene Ontology annotation, molecular function: transcription regulator activity; protein binding; DNA binding. Gene Ontology annotation, cellular component: SBF transcription complex; MBF transcription complex. NCBI's taxonomy places the organism in Eukaryota, Fungi, Ascomycota, Sordariomycetes, Xylariales, Xylariaceae. Bases 106 to 2088 code for a protein of 660 amino acids. The record is from RefSeq and is a predicted model, not a curated record. The transcript has 3 exons.